Aureobasidium namibiae CBS 147.97 is the source of this 630-nucleotide messenger RNA. RefSeq names its product GINS complex, Psf1 component. Lineage: Eukaryota; Fungi; Ascomycota; Dothideomycetes; Dothideales; Saccotheciaceae. Bases 1 to 630 code for a protein of 209 amino acids. The record is from RefSeq and is a predicted model, not a curated record. The transcript is spliced from 3 exons. Gene Ontology annotation, cellular component: GINS complex. Gene Ontology annotation, biological process: DNA strand elongation involved in mitotic DNA replication; DNA replication.
AUGUAUGGAGACGUCGGCAACAAACUGGUGCAACAUGCAAAGCGGACCCAGGCACUCCCCCAGCUGCCAGCCUACCAGACCGAGCUCGUCCGCACCGUAGUACGCGAAGUCCGCGAACUCAACCGAGAAGUCAACUCUCUGCUCGAGCCCUUUGGUUCUUCUUUCAACCCCUCCCAAGACCCCGCUACAGCAUGCGCUCUCCUUGUCAACCACCUGAGCAUGCGUCGCAACAAACGUUGUCUCCUGGCCUACCACCGCGUGCGCACCGACAAGCUAGAAGACAUGUGCUGGAAAGGCAUUGAUAUCCUCGGAAACGACCAGACGUCCGCCGAACCCCAAGCCAUGAAUGUCCAAGACAGCAAGAGCAGCCUCAGUCCCGAAGAAGAGGAAUACGUCCGUCUGUACAGCGAUCUCUUGGCCGCUUACAAGGGUCAAUGGACCGACAUUGAUUUGACCGGGAGCCUGGAUCCACCUACCGAUCUCUUCAUUGAUGUCCGCGUCCUGAAAGAUGCUGGCGAAAUCCAAACAGAAUACGGGGCCAUCAACCUCACCAAGAACAGUCAAUUCUAUGUCCGUCAGGGAGACGUCGAGCGUUUGAUCCAGCAGGGCUAUUUGCAGAAACUCAGCUGA